Messenger RNA from Dreissena polymorpha, 4774 nucleotides. RefSeq names its product ATP-binding cassette sub-family F member 3-like. The transcript is spliced from 18 exons. NCBI's taxonomy places the organism in Eukaryota, Metazoa, Mollusca, Bivalvia, Myida, Dreissenidae. Gene Ontology annotation, molecular function: ATP binding; ATP hydrolysis activity. The record is from RefSeq and is a predicted model, not a curated record. Bases 39 to 2186 code for a protein of 715 amino acids.
CGUUACUUACAACUUUAAUUAUUUUCGACACCGGUAAAAUGGCAGCCUACGAAGAAUUUCUCACCGGUUGUUUUCCGUCAAUUGAUUCAGAACUCGUUAGCUAUGUUGGAGGUAUGCUGGAAGACAAUGAUGUGGUGUCAUCUUCAAAUGUAAUGUAUGAGGCAAUAGGGCCCUUUCUAGAGCAAAUAGACGACUCAAAGACAGAGGAUGACAUCAAACAUAUCUGCGAUCGACUGUAUGCUCUCAUUAGCAAAAGUGUGGACACGAGCGUGCAGUCUAACGGACCUAACAAGAUCCUGGGUGCCCCAGUGCACCUCAGCUCUCUGUUACAGGAGACCAACGCGCCUGGAACUGACACCAGCAGUAUAUGGAUCAGCAAACGGGACAGUAACGCACAAGUGGACUCCAAGCAGUUGGCCAAGGCUGAGGCACAACUCCUCAAGAAACAGAAGAAACAGGCUGACAAAGACUCCUCUGCCAAGAAACCUCAGAAUGGGGUGAUGGAAGGCCCAACAGCCAGUCAACAGAUCAACAGACGCGACCAGAAACUAGAAAGCUCCGGCACUAAUAAGUCCUAUGAUAUUAAGAUAGAAAACUUUGACAUCGCCUUUGGAGAUCGUGUGCUUAUCCUGGGUUCCUCUAUACACCUGUCUGCUGGGCGAAGGUAUGGGCUGUGUGGGCGCAACGGGCUUGGCAAAACCACCCUACUGAAAACCAUAUCCAGUGGUAACCUCCAGAUCCCGUCACACAUCACCAUCCUCCAUGUGGAGCAGGAGGUGGUGGGGGACGACACUCUGUCCAUAGACAGUGUCCUGGAGAGUGACACGGAGCGACACAGGCUGCUCAACAGGGAGAAGGAGCUGGCCAAACUCAUCAACCUGAGCCCAACAGGGAACAAGGGGGACAACUCCGUAUCGACAGAGUUAUCUGAGAUCUAUGAGGCCCUGGAGGCGAUCGAGGCAGACAAGGCGCCUGCGCGUGCAGCAGUGAUCCUGGCUGGUCUGGGGUUCACACCUGCCAUGCAGAAGGCUUGCACUCGGUCAUUAUCUGGAGGCUGGAGAAUGAGGUUGGCUUUGGCCAGGGCACUUUUCUCAAAACCAGAUCUGUUGCUUCUAGAUGAGCCUACAAACAUGUUAGACAUGAAAGCCAUCAUAUGGCUGGAAAACUAUCUACAAACCUGGGCCACAACCAUUCUAGUCGUAUCUCACGAUAGAUCAUUUCUCAAUGCCGUGUGCACAGACAUUGUACAUUUACACAGUCGCAAUCUGAUAACUUACAAAGGCAAUUAUGACCAGUUUGACAAAACAAAGGACGAGCGAUUGAAAAACCAGAAGAAGGAAUAUGAGGCUCAGAAACAGUAUAGGGAACAUAUACAGGUGUUCAUUGAUAGGUUCCGGUACAACGCCAACAGAGCCUCACAAGUACAGAGUAAACUCAAACUGUUGGAAAAAUUGCCACCUCUUGAACUACCUGGAAAAGACGUUGAAGUUUCCAUGAAAUUUCCAGAGUGUGACAAACUAACUGGCAAUAUACUCCAGUUGGACGAGAUGUGCUUCCAUUAUACCAAGGAGAGACCCAUCUUUAUCAGUGUUGACUGUAACGCGAACAUGAAGUCCAGAAUUUGUAUUGUUGGUGACAACGGCGCAGGAAAGACAACUCUACUGAAGAUCCUGAUGGGAGAGUUAUCUCCUGUGAAGGGAAUACGUCAUGCGCACCGCAGCCUGCGCAUCGGCUACUUCAGUCAGCACCACGUGGACCAGCUGGAGAUGGACCUGACCUCCGUGGAGUUGCUGGCACAGAGGUUUCCUGGUAAGCCCCAGGAGCAGUACAGGAACAUGCUGGGUCAGUACGGUGUGACAGGCGAGCUGGCCAUGCGCCCAGUGACCAGUCUGUCUGGAGGACAGAAGAGCAGAGUGGCGUUUGCAGUGAUGAGCAUGAGCAACCCCAACUUUUUCAUCCUUGACGAGCCUACCAACCAUCUGGACAUGGAGACGAUAGAGGCAUUGGGAGAGGCACUUAACAAGUUUGAGGGAGGAGUGAUUCUGGUCUCGCACGACGAGCGUCUCAUCACCAUGGUCUGCCAGGAACUGUGGGUGGUAAAGAACAACAAGGUGAUCUCCCUUGAGGGAGGCUUCGACCAUUACAAGAAGAUUGUGGAGGAAGAGCUGAAGGAGCAGGGCUGCUGAUUGUUGACCACUAAGAUCUUGGGUUGUAAUUGGAUGGAAACAUGCAGUAAAUGGCUCCAAUAGUGUGUCACUCCAACUGUGUCACUAAGGCUCCUGGAGCACAAUUCACAAAGAUUCUUAGGAAAGUCUUAAAUUUACUUUAAAUAUAUUGUUUAAAAAAAGGCAAUAAUUAAGGCUCCUAUCGUUAUGAUAUGAUAGUGUCAUGACUCUCCUGGGUCAUAGUUUGUAAAGCUCUUUAAUCAAUCAUCAAUCUAAAAAUUGCAGGUUAUCAGAUUUUCUCUGCUUUGGUGAUUUAAUGCUCCAUAAAGGGGGGGGGAGCAAAUACUGGUAUUUGCCGCUUAGGUCUUAUAUCAUAAAUAUGUCACUUUUUGUUUCUGCACAACAUCUUAUACACUGAUGAUCCCAAGGUAUUUUGGAGCUUUAUUUUGAAAACAAGGUUGAAUUGGUAUAGAAGAAUAGAAGUUACCAAGCAUGAUGAUUUUAUUUCACUGCUGUAUAUUAUUGUACAUUUGAGUCAUGUUCUGAGAAAACUGGGCUUAAUGCAUGUGUGUAAAGUGUAGUCCCAGAUUAGCCUGUGACGUCCCCACAGGCUUAUCAGGGACAACACUUCCCGCUUUUAUGGUAUUUUUAGGUUCAAGGAAAUCCCUCCAUACCGAAAAUCAAGUUUAGGCGGAAAGUGUCGUCCCUGAUUAGACUGUGCGGACUGCACAGGCUAAUCUGGGAUGACACUUUAUGCAGGUGCAUUAAGCCCAGUUUUCUCAGAACGCGACUCAUUUAAUUGUAAUAUUUGUCUUAUGCCAUCUGCAUUUGGGCUGUCUAGUCAGGAACUUCCCUUUCCACUAAUGACACCACAAAACCUUCGGUGACUAUAGUGGACAGAGUAGCUCCUUACCUGACUAUAUAUGGCUUUAGACCCAUUUUCGCAUAGUCAGGGUAUUUUUAAUGUUGUAAAGCAGAAUGAUGUUGGGUUGAUUUGUAUGAGUGAAACAAUACAAAAAGCCCAAGUGUAAAAUUUAUAUGCACUUCAAAACAAAAGCGUUUUUUUAUGUAUUGAUAAACAACAAUAACCCAAAUACAUUAUUCAAAGCAACAUACAAUGCCAAUGUUGACAAUAUUGUACUGUUAAGUAACCACUAUUCUGAUUUGUUGAUGUGUUUGCAAGUCAGAACAAUUGUUUGCAUAAUAGGAAAUUUGGUUGCUAACAAACAAUGUGUUCAAACCGUCAUGUAGACAUAUUAUUCCUCAUAAUGGGUCAGUUUCAUAAAACUUGUACGAAGCGUUUUCUUACAUAAGAAUUUUUACAAAAAUCUUAAAUUGUAUAUGAAACAGGCCAAUGUAUAUAGUUUUCUUAUUCAUAUUAUUAUGAUUAAUUUCAUACUCCACACUGCCGCUUUAAUAAAGCAAGUUUUAAUGCAAAAGCAUCUGUUUGUAUCUAAUUCUUGGCAGUACAUAAAUUGGAAAUGUAGAAAUAAUGCAUUUAUAAGAGACAUGAUCAUAUAGAUAUCUUCUAUGUGUUCAGAGUACCUUAUAUAGAAGUCAGUGACAUUGGAAAUAUACUUUUUGGUUUAUACUGUGGAUUGACGUGCUGUUUUGAUUCUUCCACCAAUAUACAGACACAUUUGUUCAAAUUCCAGUUUUCAAAUAUUUUGUGCUUAGAUACUAUGGUUAUAAACUAAAUAUUUGGUCAGUGUAGUAUUAAAAUUAAUGAAUAUGGUAUAUAUUGUUCUUUUGAUCAUAUUCAUAGUUACUGGAAUAGUAGCACCUUUUUAUGCCCCCGGAUCGAAAGAUCGGGGGCAUAUUGUUUUUGGCCUGUCUGUCUGUCCCUCUGUCAUUCAUUCAUUGUAUGUGUGUGUCCGAAAACUUUAACCUUUGUUAAAGUUUUGCAUUAACUUUUGCAUUAUUGAAAAUAGCAACUUGAUAUUUGGCAUGCAUGUGUAUCUCAUGGAGCUGCACAUUGUGAAUGGUGAAAGGUCAAGGUCAUCCUUCAAGGUCAAAGGUCAAAUAUAUGGCUUCAUAGCGGCGCAAUAGGGGGCAUUGUGUUUCUGACAAACACAUCUCUUGUUUGUAGGAGUUUUGAUAAAAGAUUUCCAACAUUAUACUAAAAUAUAUGAUUUACAACUUUCUGUUUGUAACAGUUGAAACAUAUGAUUCUUGGACGCCAUCUUACAUACCAAAUGUGUAUAUGUAAACAUUGUAAUUUAAAAAGGUCACGUCAUGCGCAAAUGGAGUUAUUGUUACAUGUGUUGUUACAUUUUACGACCAGCGUAGCUCCAGACUAGCCUACGUGUUUGCAUUAAAGGGACAUCUCAGCCUUGCUUGACUUCAUGGCCGACAGGGAAGCUCCUGACCACAUUGGGAAGGCAGGGUUACAUCUUCAUGGGCCGCAUAUAGAAUAAGCCCCAUUUUCGCAUGACCCAGAUUAAAUGUCGACAUUUGUAUUUUUCACCAAUAUAUGGCUCUAGGUAUGUCCUAUGUAUUGGAUUAGUGGAUAUACCAGUCAUAUACUAUUGUUCAUGAUUGUUUUAGUGUUUUCUUUCGUCCUGAAAAUGACUGUGAUCAUGAAAAAUUAAAAUAUGGACAUUUCAUAA